Molecule: messenger RNA, 1215 nt
Organism: Procambarus clarkii (red swamp crayfish)
Lineage: Eukaryota; Metazoa; Arthropoda; Malacostraca; Decapoda; Cambaridae
Source: RefSeq, a predicted model, not a curated record
AUGGCUGGCACUGGACCAGAGAGGCAGAUGGCUGGCACUGGACCAGAGAGGCAGAUGGCUGGCACUGGACCAGAGAGGCAGAUGGCUGGCACUGGACCAGAGAGGCAGAUGGCUGGCACUGGACCAGAGAGGCAGAUGGCUGGCACUGGACCAGAGGGGCAGAUGGCUGGCACUGGACCAGAGAGGCAGAUGGCUGGCACUGGACCAGAGAGGCAGAUGGCAGGCACUGGACCAGAGAGGCAGAUGGCUGGCACUGGACCAGAGAGGCAGAUGGCUGGCACUGGACCAGAGAGGCAGAUGGCUGGCACUGGACCAGAGAGGCAGAUGGCUGGCACUGGACCAGAGAGGCAGAUGGCUGGCACUGGACCAGAGAGGCAGAUGGCUGGCACUGGACCAGAGAGGCAGAUGGCUGGCACUGGACCAGAGAGGCAGAUGGCUGGCACUGGACCAGAGAGGCAGAUGGCUGGCACUGGACCAGAGAGGCAGAUGGCUGGCACUGGACCAGAGAGGCAGAUGGCUGGCACUGGACCAGAGAGGCAGAUGGCUGGCACUGGACCAGAGAGGCAGAUGGCUGGCACUGGACCAGAGAGGCAGAUGGCUGGCACUGGACCAGAGAGGCAGAUGGCUGGCACUGGACCAGAGAGGCAGAUGGCUGGCACUGGACCAGAGAGGCAGAUGGCUGGCACUGGACCAGAGAGGCAGAUGGCUGGCACUGGACCAGAGAGGCAGAUGGCUGGCACUGGACCAGAGAGGCAGAUGGCUGGCACUGGACCAGAGGAGAGGCAGAUGGCAGGCACUGGACCAGAGGAGAGGCAGAUGGCAGGCACUGGACCAGAGGAGAGGCAGAUGGCAGGCACUGGACCAGAGAGGCAGAUGGCUGGCACUGGACCAGAGAGGCAGAUAACAGGCACUGGACCAGAGAGGCAGAUGGCAGGCACUGGACCAGAGGAGAGGCAGAUGGCUGGCACUGGACCAGAGAGGCAGAUGGCUGGCACUGGACCAGAGAGGCAGAUGGCUGGCACUGGACCAGAGAGGCAGAUGGCUGGCACUGGACCAGAGAGGCAGAUAACAGGCACUGGACCAGAGAGGCAGAUAACAGGCACUGGACCAGAGAGGCAGAUGGCUGGCACUGGACCAAAGGUGACGCAGAUAGCAACACACUGGACCAGUCGAGCCACAGCAACACUGAACCAGAAGCACAGUUACCAGACAUGA